AUGCAAAAUCGCAUAAUUACUCGAUCCAGUGCUGCUGUUGCCGUCGCUGCCAGCGGUGCUGCUUUUGCUGGUGCCACUGCUGCCAGCGUUGCUGCUGUUGCUGCUGCCACUGCUGCCAAUGGCGCUGCUGUUGCUGUUGCUGCCAGUGGCACUGUUGUUGCUGUUGCUGCUGCCACUGCUGCUGCUGGUCCUGCUGUCGUUGUAGUGACGCAGCUCUACGAUGCCCAGAACGUUGUCUUCUUUCCAUCAGAUGCUGCCGGCUACAAUACACUCACAGGUGGUCUUCUGCAAAAGUCUAUCAGCAGUCAGGGAUGGGUAAGUCGUGUACGAAGGGAGAAUGGUUUAAGCGGACUGGUACUCGACAUGUGCCAAAUGGAUGUGUUCAUGCAUCCUCUAGCUAGCGGGCUUGCGACAUUGCGAACGUGA
Gongylonema pulchrum is the source of this 426-nucleotide messenger RNA. Lineage: Eukaryota; Metazoa; Nematoda; Chromadorea; Rhabditida; Gongylonematidae. The record is from the annotation of a GenBank genome assembly.